Messenger RNA from Cuscuta epithymum, 1008 nucleotides. The record is from the annotation of a GenBank genome assembly. NCBI's taxonomy places the organism in Eukaryota, Viridiplantae, Streptophyta, Magnoliopsida, Solanales, Convolvulaceae.
UUUGGGUCAAUUUCAUUCAAUGCCUCCUCCACCGUUCACCGCACCGCCGUUUUCACAUUACUCCGUACCAUAUAAGAAGCCAGCCCAGCUAGAUCGAUCUGAUCAAUUUCCUGUACCAGCUAUUCACUCGACGGAGGGAUGGGUUAUUCCGACGACGGAGAGGGCGCGGAGGAGUACCUCUUCAAGAUAGUCAUCAUCGGCGACUCUGCGGUGGGGAAGACCAACCUCCUCUCCCGCUAUGCCAGGAACGAGUUCAAUAUGCACUCCAAGACCACCAUCGGCGUUGAGUUCCAGACCCAGACCCUCCAUAUCGACGGCAAGGAGGUCAAGGCCCAGAUUUGGGACACCGCCGGCCAGGAGCGGUUCCGGGCGGUCAUCUCCGCCUACUACCGCGGCGCCUUUGGCGUGCUCGUCGUUUACGAUAUUGCCCGCCGCACCACCUUCGAUAGUAUUCCACGCUGGCUCGAAGAACUUAACACUCAUUCUGAUACAACUGUUGCGAGGAUGCUAGUGGGCAAUAAAUGUGACCUGAACAACAUAAGGGCUGUAAGUGUUGAGGAGGGGAGAAGCAUUGCAGAAGCUGAAGGGAUGUUCUUUAUGGAGACGUCCGCGCUAGAUUCCACAAACGUAAAACAGGCUUUUGAGAUUGUUAUCCGCGAGAUAUAUAACAAUGUUAGCAGAAAGGUUUUGAACUCUGAUUCGUAUAAAGCAGAGUUAUCUGUCAAUAGAGUCAGCCUUGGUCAUAAUAAUAGUAAUGGAUAUGAUGAUGAUGGAUUGAAGCAGAACAAGAACAAGGCUUAUUCUUGUUGUUCUAGGUAGUUAACUGUUUGUCCAAGAAAAAGGUUUUUCGUUUGUUUGACUGUUUGGUGUUUCUGUAAUUUAUUGGUUUGUUUUAAAAUACCAGCAAUUUGUCAAUCACAUUUUAUUCAUACAUCUUUGUGUAAACAAACGAAUCAUUUCAUGAGUUAUGGUCAAUUCAAGUGAAAAUGGUAUUCUUUUUUAGUUUUU